This is a messenger RNA of Penaeus indicus, 1356 nucleotides long. RefSeq names its product loricrin-like. The transcript is spliced from 2 exons. Bases 150 to 521 code for a protein of 123 amino acids. The record is from RefSeq and is a predicted model, not a curated record. Lineage: Eukaryota; Metazoa; Arthropoda; Malacostraca; Decapoda; Penaeidae.
GUCGCCGGAAGAUUACGCACAUAAAGGGUAUAUUUCGCCUGUAAGCACUAUAGGAGCUGCGUUUACUUGUUCUAAGGAAGUAUUUUAAGUCUUGCAGUUGCGUCGCCUAUUUUUCCAGACAGGGGUCCAUAUUUUUUAAAAGAACCAGGAUGAGCGACGACUGCGGAGGCGGAGGCGGGUGCGACUCGGGAGGCGGAGGCGGGUGCGACUCGGGAGGCGGAGGCGGGUGCGACUCGGGAGGCGGAGGCGGAGGCUGGUUCGACUCGGGAGGCGGAGGCGGAUGCGACUCGGGAGGCGGAGGCGACUCAGGGGGAGGAUGGGAUUCUGGCGAAGGAGGAGGAGGAGGAAGCAGCUGCGACUUCGAGUACGAGGAGACUUCUAGCGGUCAUCGAGUCAGGAUACCGAAGUCGAGGUCAAGCGGCGGGGGCAGCGGUUCGAACGACAAGAUAUUCCUGUAUGUUUUUUCGUUCUUUAUUCUCCUGGGGCUCGUGAUAUAUCUGUUGUAUAGGUUUGCCUUUUGAGUUUUGGAAAUGUGGCUUGAUGUCUCUUAGUUUCACUCCUCUCUGUCUCUGUCAGUCUAUUUAUCCUUCUAGCUGUCUGUCUGUCCAUGUGUCUAUGUAUCGGUCUAGACGACAUUAUGUCUGCCUAUCUUGCCUCUGUAUUCUCUUAUUUGUCUACAUCUGUCGGCCUCUUUUAGUUCAUUUACUCCCCCCCCUCUCUCUCUUUUUCUGUCUCUUUUUCUGUUUUGUAUUGGAAUCAAAAACUACCUGUGUGGAAGGUUAGUAUUAACAAGUCUCUUUGUUACACAUUAAUUAUUAAGCAUUUUUAUGCAGUAAUGAAUGUCGUGCAUGUUUCGUAUAUCCCUUAUCCAUACAUCUACACCAAAAGAAAAUUAUGGUAGUUUUUAUAUGAAUUCUUUUGUAAUUCCUAAUUUCGAAACAUGAUUUAAUUUUAAUUUGUGAUAUAUGAUUAUAUUUUUUAAUGUAAUCCAUCCCGUUACACGCUGUUCUUAAUUGUUAAUAUCCUUUUAAUGUGUGCAUGAAUUAUUUUUGUUAAUGGCGGAUGUGAUGAAAAUGAAUGAACGGCAUAAAGGUAUAUAUAGCCAGAAAGGAAAAAGGGAGCGAUUUGAAGGUAUAUGAAUGAGAAUGAUUAAGUGAGGAUAUUUCGGGGUCGAGCUCACAAGCACCGCGCCCUCGACACUCGCUGCCGCCUUUCUUGGGGCGCAAUGAACCCCAAGGCAAAGACCAUCCUUUGUCUCGUUUAUAUCUGACGGCAGCGUCCAACCUGUCUCGCUGGGAUGUUCUAUUAUAAGACUAGUUUCGUACUUAUGUAAUAAAAGUGAUAUAUAAACUCGAA